Messenger RNA from Vitis riparia (riverbank grape), 1514 nucleotides. RefSeq names its product ethylene-responsive transcription factor RAP2-7. NCBI's taxonomy places the organism in Eukaryota, Viridiplantae, Streptophyta, Magnoliopsida, Vitales, Vitaceae. Gene Ontology annotation, biological process: regulation of DNA-templated transcription. The record is from RefSeq and is a predicted model, not a curated record. Gene Ontology annotation, molecular function: DNA binding; DNA-binding transcription factor activity. The transcript is spliced from 7 exons. Bases 534 to 1412 code for a protein of 292 amino acids.
CUCUCUCUCUCUCUCUCUCUCUCUCUCUCUCUCUCCCCCUCUCUUCCAUGGAAUCCGACAGUCGGCGAUGUUUUCUCUCCGACUCCGACAGUCCUCGCCGACUCAACCGGAAAUGCAACUUCAGAAACUUUUGAACCUGCUUCUGUAAACGACGUCGUACCGGCUAGCUUCUCCUUCUUUGUUCGUUCACUAGCUAGUUUUUUUUUUUUUGGUUCUGUGGUGGUUGUAGAGAGAGAGAGAGGAGCUCGUAAUUCACGCUUUUUGGUGUGUUUUGAUCACUGAAUGUUCAGUUAUCGAGUUGUUUUUCUCUCGAAGCUCUUCGAAUUUUGAGCUCCGAUCGUCGUUUGUUAUCUUUUUGUGGUUGAUCGUUGAAUUUUCCGAUCGGAUCGAUUUGUCUUAGCGGUCGGAUUCAUCGGUGGCAGUAGAAUCGUGGUCUCAGCCGUUGGUUGAAGCUCAAAUGGUUGGUGGAGGUGAUUCUGUGAAGCUGAGCCUGUGAGAGAGGGAGGCGAAUCGGAGUUGAAGAGGAGGGAGUCAUGUUGGAUCUCAAUCUCAAUGUUGGCUCGAGCGAUUCGACUCAGCACGGAGACUCGGUGGUAGGGUCGGAGAAGUUUCCGGAAGGUUCUGGAACUCAAAUGGACGAGUCGGGGACCUCCAACUCGUCAAUCGUGAAUGCAGAAGCGUCGAGCAAUGGCGGCGGCGACGAUGACUCUUGCUCCACACGCGCCGGCGAUGCCUUCUCGUUGAAUUUCGAUAUCUUGAAGGUCGGUGAUUGCGGUAGUCCGAACGAUGUCGUUACGAGGCAGCUGUUCCCGAUGAGUGCCGGUGGAGGAGUUGGUGGAGAUUCUGUGUUUUUUCAGGGGCAGUCGUCGAGCAAUUGGAUCGACCUGUCAUUCAAUCAGAGUGGUACUGUUGGUGGGCAAGAGGUGAGAGUGGCUCAACAGCAUCCACAGCCACAGCAACAGCAACAGCCGGUGAAGAAGAGCAGGAGGGGACCCAGGUCCCGAAGCUCUCAGUACAGAGGAGUUACGUUCUACAGGAGGACUGGAAGAUGGGAAUCGCAUAUCUGGGAUUGUGGGAAACAAGUGUAUUUGGGUGGAUUUGACACUGCUCAUGCUGCAGCUAGAGCCUAUGAUCGGGCGGCUAUUAAGUUUCGGGGAGUUGAUGCUGACAUUAAUUUUAAUCUUAGUGAUUAUGAUGAGGAUCUGAAACAGAUGAAGAAUCUGACAAAGGAAGAAUUUGUGCACAUACUCCGUCGCCAGAGUACUGGUUUCUCCAGGGGGAGCUCAAAAUACCGAGGGGUGACACUGCACAAAUGUGGCCGGUGGGAAGCUCGAAUGGGUCAAUUUCUUGGAAAAAAGUUACGAUGCUUGCUUGCAGGUAUAUAUAUCUUGGGCUCUUCGACAGUGAAGUAGAAGCUGCAAGGGCUUAUGAUAAGGCGGCUAUCAAAUGUAAUGGAAGAGAGGCAGUCACCAACUUUGAGCCUAGUACUUAUGAAGGGGAGAUGAUCCCUGAGG